AGCAUGCGCUGCGGGGAAUGUCUCAAUACUGGGAAAUAUCCUAAUCAACAAAUCAGAGACCCAUUAAACAGGAACAAAGACCUCUGUGAAAGGAUCAUUUACACACAGACCAAUCAGAGCCUUCUCAGAUGAUCACCUGACCUCCCCCUGGGCUACCUGAGGAUUCAAGUGCACAUAGAAUUCUCUCAUUGAAAGUUCUUAUCCAGUAAUGGCAGAGGUCACCAUGGAGACUAACACAGGGGAAGCAGAGGGGAGCAGUGAAGACCUUACAGGGAAGAAGAAGUCCCGGUUUAAGGUUCUGCGGACGCGUCUGUUUGGGAGGAUAAAGAGGAAGGAGAACGAGGGGGCGAUGAAGCAGAGUCAGUCCGCCAGCGACAUCACUGUCCCGAAGGGCGUCAGGGGAGGGGAAGACUCUGGGGAUGAGUUUGUGUACUCCCAAGGCAUGCUGGGAUCUCGAGCAAUGUCACAUGACAGCAUCUUCCUCGCCGACCAACCGCAGAGCCCCCCAGAGCCAGUGCGAAUUCUGUCCCAGGAGAAUGUGCAUGGCAAGAUCAAAGCCCUACAGAUGAAACUGCAGCAACAGAACAUCCGCCUCGGCCCGCCCCCCCUUCUCAUCCCUGGGAAGCGUGCGGAGGACACGGGAGCAAGCUCUGAGGAUGAUGGCUUGCCUCACAGCCCCCCCGAAACAUCCCUCUCCCUGCAGGAGGGCCUCAUGAAGGGGGUGGCCCAAAAGUUCCCAGACACUCACAGGCACCAUAGCUCUUUGAGUUUAGCGGGAACAGGGAGUGAAGAGGAGCAGGGUCCCUCCCAGCCUCCGUCUCGCCCCCUUUCCCCAGUGGCCCGGCCCGUGGCCCCCGGUGCACCUUCACCCGUAUCCUCACCUGGGGUCGACUUUGACAGCCCCGCCCAGUUCACGCCCUGCCUAGACAACUCGGCGGCCCGCCACCGCAUGUCCAUCAAGCCUAGGAACCAGAGGGCCAGCACCAAGGGCCGGAGGCUGCCCUCGAGUGCCAGCCGCCCACGUUCUGAAAGCCUGAAUGCCCUGGACCGCCCCCUCCCGGAGAGGGAUGAAGAAGAGGACCGUGAGGUUCCCAAGGAGACCAUCCGCUGCCGCUCCUACUCAACUCAGGUCUUACGGUCGGGGGAGACUCUGAGGGAUCCUGCGCUGGGAAAGAUGUCGUUAGUUUCAGCCCCAAAGCUUCCAGAGGGGUCCCUCAAGGGGGCCAGGACAGACCUUCCCAGGAGGGAGUCCACUGGCUCACAGCAGCUUUCUCGUGAGUUCCUGGAGCUGGAGGGGCGUGUCACCACUAACCCCCUCUUCCUCCAGCCCAUGCCAGAGGGGUUGGACUCUCCCUGGGCACCGGUCUCUGAUCCUGGAUCAGUAACAGUCCCUCCCUUAUCUGCUACAGCUGAGUCACAGAAACGGGAAGCUGCACAGGAGCCAAUUCCAAUCAAAUGCUCCAGUGUCCACCAAUCACAAGAGGGCAAAGACUUAGUCAGAGACAUCCUCAGCAACUCUGGGCAGAGGAACAUUCUGAACAGCACUUCAGCAUCUGUGGGUCUUGUCCCUAUCUUGGAGAGCGCCCCUGCAAAAGCCCCAUCUCCAAAACCGAGGCAAGCUGAGUUUGUGGCACAACUGUCCUCUGGCAACAGAGAUAUCCUAAAAAGGAGCGUCCAGGGUUUGACCCAAGAGCCACAAGAGCAGCUCCAGUCCAAGCACCAGCCUCCAGCUGCUCCCCAUGUAGGGAAAACUCCGGCUUCGCUGGACAAGUCGUCGAUGUCCCCAAGGAUGUCCUGUCUGAAGAGGGGCACGGCAACAGCGGCAACGGUGGAAGGAGUUGUAAAAGAGGGUUCACGUCCGGAGCCAGUCCAGAGGGUCACAGCGCCACCCACUGGCCAGGAUGACCAGCAGAGGGCAAUGCCUGCAGAGGGCAUUAAUCACAAAAAGCAGAGACCCACUUCUGGGUCGUUCAAGUUCUCCAUUUCUUCAGCUUGGGACCGUCCCAGGGGCGGCAGCUUAAAGGACAAGGAUGAGCAAGCGGGGGCGCGGAGCAUGUAUGGUUUGGGGAACAAGCCCCCCUUGGAGCAUGGGGCACAGGAGCAACCAUUGGGUAGGCAGGAGGAGGUCAAACCAAAAAUGCAGUCUCCCAUUCCCCUGUCAGGAUCAAAGAUGGAGGGAAAUGUGUCCAAAGCCUCAUCUAUCUCCAGAUGGCAGGAGCAGCCAGUAGCCAUGUCAGAAGAAGCCAAACCUAAAGAACUGUCCAGGAAACCACCAUCAUUUCAGGAGAGGACCAAUGCCCAAGUGAGGGAAGACAGGUCCCUUAGGGGCCCGAACAGAGAGGCAGGGGACAAGGAUCCAAAAUCAGGGAGGGUUGCUGUAGAGGCAGGGGGAGGGGUGGAAGAUAGGAAGGAGGCAAAAGAUAGCCAGAGCAGGAGUGGAGAAGACGGGAGGGAGGAGGAGGAGAGGGACGAGAAGGCAGCAUUUGGCGUUAAGCUGCGCUCCACCUCCCUGUCCCUAAAGUAUCGCUCAGAUUCGGCCAAAAUGGAGGUCAAGUCCAAGCCCUGCAGUGUGGUGGUGUCCACCUCCAACCAACCUCAGAAUCCCCAGAGCUCCCCCAUCCCUCAGCUGUCUGCCAAGCACCCUAGCCCCCAGCACCAGCAAGACAGCGCUUCCCGAAGUUUUCAUCCACUUAAAGACGAGGGCGAGGACAGGGGCAACCUGGUGGCCAACCUAAGCUCCAAGCCUCCGCUGCAGAAAAAGUUGAACUCUGACCCACUCAAAUUCCCUGCAGACCCACCUUUGACGUCCUCUUCCUCGCCCAAGUCUGACACAAGGGAAAAAGAGCGAGCUGGGUCCUUUAAACAGGGAGAUACAGGUCUCCCCCCGAAACCAUCUACAACACCCCCUAAGGAGGUGGAGCCCCAGGUGUCUGAGCCCGCCUGGAUGACCAUGGCGCGGGAAAAGACCAGGAGCCUCCAGCAGCUGUUCACUAGCAAGCUGCCCCGGGAGUUCACAGCAACCUCACCUGCACCAAAACCAGUGCCCCAACCGACGCCACAGCCGGGAGCACCGCGGCCAGCUGCAGCCCAACAUCUGCCACGACAACCAGCUCAGCCCUCACCACAGCCAGCAUCCCAACCGAAGCCACAGCAACCGGCUCAGUCCUUACCACAACCAGCAUCCCAACCGAAGCCACAGCAACCGGCUCUGUCGUCACCACAGCCAGCAUCCCAACCGAAGCCACAGCAACCAGCUCAGCCAUCACCACAGCCAGCAUCCCAACCGAAGCCACAGCAACUGGGUCUGUCCUCACCACAACCAGCAUCCCAACCGAAACCACAGCACCCAGCUCAGCCAUCACCACAGCCAGCAUCCCAACCGAAGCCACAGCAACCGGCUCAGCCCUCACCACAACCAGCAUCCCAACCGAAGCCACAGCACCCGGCUCAGCCAUCACCACAACCAGCAUCCCAACAAACGCCCCGGCUGGCAUCUUAUUCCACUCCGCACCUGGGCCAGCUCCCCUUACCAAGACAAACAGCUCAGCCAACACCGCAGCCCUCCCCACAGCUCGCGCCCCACGGCAGGGCCGACGGCACGCCCCUGCCCCAGGGGAGAGCGGACAGGUCCCCCGUACCCCAGGGGAAGGUAGACAGAACGGCCCACGUGGAGAAGAGGACAGACAGCGCACCCCCCUCAGAUAAAAGGGGAGAUAGGACAGACAGGUCCUUCGCGCCUGGAGGCAAGCCUGAGCCUAGACGAGCCCCACACGGGACCAGUGUAUCAGCAGACUCUAUGACUGUACACAGAGGCCCAGCUGACAGCAAGAGCCACAGCACAGACGCAGUUCCCAGUACCACGCCUGUCCAACCUAGAGACAGAGAGGACAGACGGCUGAUAAGGACCGAGACAUCGCCGUCUUCCAUGUCUGGUGGGGGGCAACCAUCUUGGAUGGAACUGGCCAAGAGGAAGUCCCUAGCAUGGAGUGACAAGACCAUGGACUGAGAGAGAAAGAUAGAAAAAAACACAGUGAUGGAAUGGGAAAGAGAGAUGUGGAAGAGAGAGUCCUACAGACACCUCUCGCUCUUACCUCUGUUGUGUGUUACUUAUAUAUUUAAUGAGCAUGUAAUGGUAACAUCAUCCCUCUGGUGUGUGUGUGCCAAAUACAUGAAUUGUUCUUUUGUCCCCUCCUCCAUGAGAAUCCAGGUCCAAUCACAGCCUUGGACUGCUCUGACAUCACUCCCUUGACUCUCCAAUCUCUUGCAACAGAACUACUGUGACAUCACAGACUAGAGCUGCCUGUUUCUAGCAGGAGAGAACUGUUGUGACUUCAACAGUCCGAGACCAUUCUAACUGACAUGAGAGAACUGCUGUGACAUCACAGACUGGGAGUUCCCGCUUGGCCAGGAAAACACUGCUGUGACAUCAGCAGUGACUGAGAGUUGUGUCUUGGUUUGUCUGGCUGCAGGGGCUA
Molecule: messenger RNA, 4475 nt
Organism: Megalops cyprinoides (Indo-Pacific tarpon)
Lineage: Eukaryota; Metazoa; Chordata; Actinopteri; Elopiformes; Megalopidae
Gene: cracdla
Product: cracd like a
Exons: 12
Coding region: 209-4006 (1265 amino acids)
Source: RefSeq, a predicted model, not a curated record